Messenger RNA from Coregonus sp. 'balchen', 16090 nucleotides. NCBI's taxonomy places the organism in Eukaryota, Metazoa, Chordata, Actinopteri, Salmoniformes, Salmonidae. The record is from the annotation of a GenBank genome assembly.
AUGGCUCUGGAGAGUUUCAACAAGCUCUUCCACAAACUGAGGGAGGCCCAUGAGCGAGAGGUCGAAGGUGAGUGAGCAAUCCUCCUACAGUAUCAGUGUUGCUGAUACUCUGAGACAUGAGUCAAAACAAAAGAGUGAAUGGACUAACAACUUUAUUAUGUCUUUGUAACAGCAAAUAAUGUAUUUUGUUUUGGAAUGCAAAGCACUUAAUCAUGCAAGUACAGUGCAUUCAGAAAGUAUUCAGACCCCUUGACUUUUUCCACAUUUUGUUACAUUACAGCCUUAUUCUAAAAUUGAUUAAAUUGUUGUUGUUUUUCUGUGUGUAGUUUGAUUAGUUUUUUUAUUUAUUUAUUUUAGAAUAAGGUUGUAACAUAACAAAUUGUGUAAAAAGUCAAGGGGUCUGAAUACUUUCGAAUGCACUGUAUAGCCAUGUGGUUUUCGGAAAUGUUCACGAGUCAGAUGUGUUUUUUGACACGUGAAGUUUCAUAUGUACAUUUGUCACAUGAAAAAAAAACAACACACAUUUAUUUUUCACCACUUCCAGCAACAUCUGGUCUCCCAUCCAGGGACCGACCAGGACCAACCCUGCUUAGCUUCAGAGGCAAAACAGCAGUGGGAUACAGGGUGGUAUGUUGAUAGAAUGAAUGAGCCAAUACUUGCAACUGGAAAAAAGGCAGUGAACGCAAAGGCCUAGGUAACAUAACCAAAGAUAGGGAAUUAUGCAGGAAAGAGGGAGGCGUUUAAUUUAAUAGCAUUAUCAUUAAAAACAUUUUUUGCAAAAAAGUCAUUUGCAUUUUUUGCAAAAAAGUCAUUUGCUCACUCUGGAGUCAGACGUUAACAGAGUGGGUAAUUUAGCCUAUUAAACACAAAAACAAGUGAGAAUUAGGAAGAUCUGAUGUGAUUUUUUUUUUCUUGCCAUCUUCACCCAUAUUUUAUAUUAUUUUUGCAAAGAAAAAAGUUGUGUGAAGUUCCAGUAGUUAGCUACACCACCACAUGGCAAAUGUUUUUUAUUACCUACUGAAAAUACUACCAAGAUUUGAAUUGAGUUCAACUACCAACAAGCUACUGCGAAAUGUUGUUAAAUUACUAGUUGAACUACAUAUAGUUCAUUACUCCACAACACUAGAUAUUAAUGACACAAAAGUAACUCAUUCACCAGAGGAUUGCACUAUAUAAUAACACUAUUACACUAUUAUAGGUGUUUAAAGUGGCAAUCCUUAGUGGAAACAUUAACAAAGUGCCCUCCCCGCAACAGUUUCGGUAAAAAGGGAUGGGGCUGGAAAAAUGCAACUACUCUCAAAUCCAUAGACUACGAUUAACGGACUGACCAUCCAUGAUAUCAAAAAUCUUGUUUAUCCAUGUUUUUAGGCUAUACAGUGUUUGUUUACAUAUACUUAGUUUACAGACAUUGGAAUAAAUGUGGAGUUUUCUUACAUGUGAAACUCUCAGUUAGAUCUUCACUUUCACAUCUGGAAUUGCAAGUUCACAUGUGAAAAACAAUCACGUGAAAGUUUUUCAUUAAUGAAACUGCAAAUUAGAUUUUUACAUGUGAUUGUUUUUCACAUGUAAACUUGCAAUUCCACAUGUGAAAGUGAGAUUUCUAUAUACAGUACCAGUCAAAAGUUUGGACACACCUACUCAUUCAAGGGUUUUUCUUUAUUUUUACUAUUUUCUACAUUGUAGGAUAAUAGUGAAGACAUCAAUACUAUGAAAUAGCACAUGUAGUAACCAAAAAAGUGUUAAACAAAUCAAAAUUUAUUUUAUAUUUGAGAUUCUUCAAAGUAGCCACCCUUUGCCUUGAUGACAGCUUUGCACACUUUUGGCAUUCUCUCAACCAGCUCCAUGAGGUAGUCACCUGGAAUGCAUUUAAAGUAACAGGUGUGCCUUGUUAAAAGUUAAUUUGUGGAAUUUCUUUCCUUCUUGAGCCAGGCAGUUGUGUUGUGACAAGGUAGGGGGGGUAUACAGAAGAUAGCCCUAUUUGAUAAAAAAAAACAAGUCCAUAUUAUGGCAAGAACAGCUCAAAUAAGCAAAGAGAAACGACAGCACAUCAUUAAUUUAAGACAUGAAGGUCAGUCAAUACGGAAAAUCUGAAAGUUUCUUCAAGUGCAGUCGCAAAAACCAUCAAGCGCUAUGAUGAAACUGUCUCUCAUGAGGACUGCCACAGGAAAGGAAGACCCAGAGUUACCUCUGCUGCAGAGGAUAAGUUCAUCAGAGUUACCAGCCUCAGAAAUUGCAGCCCAAAUAAAUGCUUCACAGAGUUCAAGUAACAGACACAUCUCAACAUCAACUGUUCAGAGGAGACUGCGUGAAUCAGGCCUUCAUGGUCGAAUUGCUGCAAAGAAACAAUUACUAAAGGACACCAAUAAGAAGAACAGACUUGCUUGGGCCAAGAAACAUGAGCAAUGGACAUUAGACCGGUGGAAAUCUGUCCUUGAGAUUUUUGGUUCCAACCGCUGUCUUUGUGAGACGCAGAGUAGGUGAACAGAUUAUCUUUGCAUGUGUGGUUCCCACCGUGAAGCAUGGAGGAGGAGAUGUGAUGGUGUGGGAGUGCUUUGCUGGUGACACUGUCUGUGAUUUAUUUAGAAUUCAAGGCACAUUUAACCAGCAUGGCUACCACAGCAUUCUGCAGCGAUACGCCAUCCCAUCUGGUUUGCGCUUAGUGGGACUAUAAUUUGUUUUUCAACAGGACAAUGACCCAACACACCUCCAGGCUGCGUAAGGGCUAUUUGACCAAGAAGGAGAGUGAUGGAGUGCUGCAUCAGAUGACCUGGCCUCCACAAUCACCCGACCUCAACCUAUUUGAGAUGGUUUGGGAUGAGUUGGACUGCAGAGUGAAAGAAAAGCAACCAACAAGUGCUCAGCAUAUGUGGGAACUCCUUCAAGACUGUUGGAAAAGCGUUCCAGGUGAAGCUGGUUGAGAGAAUGCCAAGAGUGUGCAAAGCUGUCAUCAAGGCUAGUUUGAAGAAUCUCCAAUAUAAAAUAUAUUUUGAUUUGUUUAACAAUUUUUUAGUUACUACGUGAUUCCAUAUGUUUUAUUUCAUGGUUUUGAUGUCUUCACUAUUAUUCUACAAUGUAGAAAAUAGUAAAAAAUAAAUAAAAACCCUUGACUGGUACUGUAUAUGAUACUGUAUAUGGGAUAUAUUUUUUUAUAUUUCAUGUGAAAAUAUUUCAUGUUAAAACACAACUUUCAAAUGUGAAACUGCAAUUCACAUGUGGGGUGAAAACAUGUGAUUCUCCUCACAUGUGAAAAGGUGGUGUUAACAUGUGAACUCUAAAUGUAAUACAUGUGAAAAUAUGGUUUCACAUGUAAAAUCUAAGCUCAAAAUGUGAAAACAGCUGAAAUGUGAAGGUUUCUCUAUGCUCGCUCUCUCAUGUCUCUGAUAGCAGAGCAUCCUCGAGUAGAGAGGAGAGAGAUCUAUAGAGAGAUCCGCUCGCUAAGAUAGAGAGGAGGAAGACGAGAGCUCCCUGAUCGUAUAUCGUCAUCUAUCUUCUCUCUCUCUCGUCUCUCUCUCUCUCCUCCUCUCUCUCUCUUCUCUCUCUCUUUCUGUCUCUCUCUCUCGCUCUAGGAUGGCAAGAGACAUUUCAGGAGCUGACCAAUAAAAUGGGCUGGUGAGUAAAGCACUUUAUUAAAGGUGAUAUGUUGAUAUAUGGGAGAUGUAGUGAUGGCAGUUCUUGGUGUUUUACUCUGAGUAGUGAUACAAAGCAAAUGGAGGUGCUGUUUAUCAAGAACCAACAGCUGAAAGAGCACCAGCGGUUACUCACAGAAAACAUAAAACAGCUGGAAAACAGGUGGGUCCCUCUGUAUGUCUCUGUGUUUGGGUAUUCUAUAUUAGUAUUUUUAGCUUAAAGUUUUAAGUUAUAUUUGUCACAUGCACAUGUACAGUGAAAUUCUUAACUUGCAAGCCCUACCCAACAGUGCUGUAUUCAAUAUCAAAAAAGUAUACUAACUAAUAAGAAAAUAUAUUUUUUAAACACGAGAAAUAUAAACAUUGUGUGUGUGUGUGCUGUCUUAACAACAUCUGUAGCUGAAUGUGUGUCAGUGUUUGACCCCCUGGUGACCUCUGUGCUGCAGGUUGAGGGCGGGGCUGUGUGACAGGUGUACUGUCACUCAGGACGUGGCCAAGCGCAGGCAGCAGGAGUAUGAGACCUCCCAGAUCCAGAGCCUCCAUCACAUUUCUAUCCUGGGUAGCUAGCUAACACAUCAACGUCUCCUUCACAUGCAUCUCAAGCAUUGCGGAAAGAUCCAACUAUAAUGCUUAUUUUAUAGCUACAGUAUAGUACUUAAACAUUAGCCAUGGACUGUGAUUUCUUUUGUAGUGGGAGAGAUUAACAAAAUGAAAAAGGAUAACCAGAGAUUGCAAGAAGAAAUCAGUCAUCUGAGAGGAGCACAAGAGUGAGUUAUAUGCACUGAGUGUACAAAAUAUUAUGAACACCUGCUCUUUCCAUAACAUAGAUUGACCAGGUGAAUCCAGGUGAAAGCUAUGAUCCAUUAUUGUUGUCACUUGUUAAAUCCACUUCAAUCAGUGUAGAUGAAGGGGAUGAGACAGGUUAAAGAAGGAUUUAUAAGCCUUGAGACAAUUGAGACAUGGUUUGUGUACAUUGCCUUCAGAAAUUAUUCAUACCUGUCACACAGCAUGUUGCUGUGGGGGAACCAGUCGAAAUCUCUCCGGGUACUCAUCGACUCUGGGGCCGAUGAGAGCUUUAUGGACGCUACCCUGGCGUCCGAGCUGGGCAUCCCCACUCAGCCCCUCUCCAUUCCCAUGGAUGUUAGAGCGCUGGACGGGCGCUCUAUAGGCCGGGUCACCCACAAUACCACCCCCAUCAACCUACGAGUAUCAGGGAACCACAGCGAGAUGAUCCAAAGUUCCCGUGGUAUUGGGUUUUUAUUGGCUCCAGCGACACAACCCCUUUAUUGACUGGUCUACUGGUGCCAUCAUUGGCUGGAACCCGUUCUGCCACGCUCAUUGCCUGAAGUCAGCGCAGCCUGCCCCGGGACGUCUUCCUGGGAGCUCGGAAGUUGCCUCGGACCUCUUCGCCAUUCCUGCGGAUUACCAGGACUUCCGGAAGGUGUUCAGUAAGGCCUGGGCCACUUCUCUUCCGCCCCACCGACCCUACCACUGUGGAAUCGACCUUCUCCCAGGCACCACUCCCUCCCGGGGACGACUGUACUUGCUGUUGGGUCCGGAGACCAAGGCUAUGGAGACCUACAUUGAGGACUCCCUAGCUGCCAGGUUAAUCCGUCCUUCUGCCUCCGCCGCCGGCGCAGGGUUCCGCUUUGUGGAGAAGAAGGACAAAACCCUGCGUCCAUGCAUCGACUACAGGGGCCUCAACGACAUCAUGGUGAAGAACCGCUACCCACUACCACUCAUCUCCUCGGCCUUCGAGAGGCUCCAGGGGGCCAACGUGUUCUCCAAGGUGGACCUAUGGAACGCCUACCACCUGGUGCAGACACGGGAGGGGGACAAGUGGAAGAGUGGUCUAAGGCACUGCAUCGCAGUGCUAGCUGUGCCACUAGAGAUCCUGGUUCGAAUCCAAGCUCUGUCAUAGCUGGCCGCGACCGGGAGACCCAUGAGGCGGCGCUGUCACGAUCGUCGUAAUGAGUGGACCAAGGCGCAGCGUGAAAUGCGUACAUCUUUUAUUGAGUACUAUAACAAUAACAAAACAACAAAACGAAACGUGAAGUCCUCGGUCAUGAACACAAACCUACACGGAACAAGAUCCCACAAAAGACAAGUGCACGACAGGCUGCCUAAGUAUGGUUCCCAAUCAGAGACAACGAGCCACAGCUGUCUCUAAUUGGGAACCACCCCGGCCAACAUAGAAACACAUAAACUAGAACAAGAACAUAGAAAACGAAACAUAGAACCUAACACCCAGAAACGAACACAUAGAAACUAACACCCUGGCUCAACAUUUAAAAGUCCCCAGAGCCAGGGCGUGACAUUACCCCCCCCCCCCCCCCCCCCCCCCCCCCCCCCCCCCCCCAAAGGCGCGGACUGCGACCGUGCCAACUAAACCCAACAGGGGAGGGGCCGGGUGGGCAUUCCGCCUCGGAAGCGGAUCCGGCUCCGGGCGUGACCACCACCCUCUAACUAACCCCCUGUAGCGCCCCUGGUCUGGUCUGGCCCCGCUGGCUGGAGCUGGACUGGACAUCGGUGGAGCGGAUUGCUUAGGCUCCGGUGUGGAGCAGCUGACCGGUACCUGACCAGGCACCGGUGAAACAGGCACGGGCUGUGCCGGACUGACGACGCGCACCACAGGCUUGGUGCGGGGAGCAGGAAUGGGCCGGACCGGGCUGGCGACGCGCACCACUGGCUUGGUGCGGGGAGCAGGAACAGGCCGGACCGGGCUGGCGACGCGCACCAUUGGCUUGGUGCGGGGAGCAGGAACAGGCCGGACCUGGCUGGCGACGCGCACCACAGGUUUGGUGCGAGGGCCAGGAACAGGCCGGGCUGGGCUGGCGACGCGCACCACAGGCUUGGUGCGAGGGACAGGAACAGGCCGGGCCGGGCAGGCGACGCGCACCACAGGCUUGGUGCGAGGGGCAGGAACAGGCCGGACCGGGCUGGCGACGCGCACCACAGGCUUGGUGCGGGAACUAAACCCAACAGGGGAGGGGCCGGGUGGGCAUUCCGCCUCGGAAGCGGAUCCGGCUCCGGGCGUGACCACCACCCUCUAACUAACCCCCUGUAGCGCCCCUGGUCUGGUCCCGCUGGCUGGAGCUGGACUGGACAUCGGUGGAGCGGAUUGCUUAGGCUCCGGUGUGGAGCAGCUGACCGGUACCUGACCAGGCACCGGUGAAACAGGCACGGGCUGUGCCGGACUGACGACGCGCACCACAGGCUUGGUGCGGGGAGCAGGAACGGGCCGGACCGGGCUGACGACGCGCACCACUGGCUUGGUGCGGGGAGCAGGAACUGGCCGGACCGGGCUGGCAACGCGCACCACAGGCUUGGUGCGGGGAGCAGGAACGGGCCGGACCGGGCUGACGACACGCACCACUGGCUUGGUGCGGGGAGCAGGUACAGGCCGGACCGGGCUGGCGACGCGCACCACUGGCUUGGUGCGGGGAGCAGGAACAGGCUGGACCGGGCUGGUGACGCGCACCCCAAGCUUGGUGCGAGGGGCAGGAACGGGCCGGGCUGGCGACGCGCACCACAGGCUUGGUGCGAGGGGCAGGAACAGGCCGGGCCGGGCUGGCGACGCGCACCACAGGCUUGGUGCGAGGGGCAGGAACAGGCCGGGCCGGGCUGGCGACGCGCAUCACAGGCUUGGUGCGAGGGACAGGAACAGGCCGGACCGUACUGGGAACACACACCACUGGCCUUGUGCGGGGAUCAGGAACGGGCCGGACCGGACUGGUAACACACCCCAGUACCUCUCGCCGUGCCUCUACACUCUCCUUCCCUCUAAUGACCAAUGGCCCCCGUAACCUGGUGGCCUUCUCUCCUAGACCACAAUCUCGCCCUGUCGGCAGGCGCACAAUUGGCCCAGGGUAGGGGAGGGAAUGGCCGGCAGGGAUGUAGCUCAGUUGGUAGAGCAUGGUGUUUGCAACGCCAGGGUUGUGGGUUUGUUUCCCAUGGGGGGGGGGGGGGGGGGGGGGCAGUAUGAAAAAAAAUAUUGAAAGAAUAUAUAAAAAUCAAAAAUGUAUGCACUCAUUACGUGUAAGUCGCUCUGGAUAAGAGCGUCUGCUAAAUAACUAUUAAAAAAAUAUAAGAAAUACAUGGCCAGCGGUCACUACGAGCAUCUGGUCAUGCCAUUUGGCCUUAACAAUGCUCCAGCUGUGUUUCAGGCCCUGGUUAAUGUUCUCCGCGACAUGUUCAACCAGUUUGUCUUCGUCUACCUCGACGACAUCCUCGUCUUCUCCCGCUCCGCCCAAGAACAAGUGCUCUACGUCUGACAGGUCCUCCAACGCCUCCUGGAGAACCAGCUUUUUGUGAAAGUGGAGUAAUGUGAAUUCCAUCGCUCCACCAUUCCCUUCCUGGGAUACAUCAUCGCUGCAGGGAGUGUACAGAUGGAUCCCGGGAAGGUGAGCGCGGUGGUUAUUGGCCCCAGCCUACGUCCAGAGUGCAGCUACAACGUUUCCUGGGAUUCACCAACUUUUAUCGCCGCUUUAUCCGGGGUUACAGCACCCUGGCUUCCCCCCUGUCUGCACUCACCUCUCCCAAGGUUCCGUUCACAUGGUCCCCAGCUGCUGACCGGGCGUUCCGGGAUCUCAAUCACCGAUCACCACUGCUCCCAUCUUGGUUCAUCCUGACCCGUCCCGAUGCUUUGGAUGUUAGAGUGGGGGCGGUCCUGUCCCAGCGUUCGGCCCUGGACUUCAAGUUACAUCCCUGCGCCUUCUUCUCCCAUCGCCUCAACACCACGGAGAGGAAAUACGAUGUGGGGAAUCGUGAGCUUCUCACGGUGAAGAUGGCGUUGGAGGAGUGGAGGCACUGGCUGGAGGGGGCGGAACAUCCGUUUAUUGUGCGGACAGACUACAAGAACUUGGAAUAUCUCCGCACCGCCAAGCAUCUCAAUUCCAGGCAAGCUACAUUUCACCCGGUUCAACUUCUCCCUCUCAUACCGACCAGGAUCCAAGAAUGUCAAGCCAGAUGCGCUGUCACGCCGCUAUAGCCCCGCGGCUACACCCCCGGAAUCCGAGACCAUUCUUCCCAUCUCAUGCUUGGUGACGGCACUCAGUUGGAGAAUAGGGAAGAAGGUCUGGGAGGCGCAGUGUUUGUUCCUGACGCUGUCCGCUCCUCAGUCCUGGAGUGGGCCCACUCCUCCAGGCUUGCCUGCCACCCGGGCUCCCGGUUGUGAACCGGUUUUCCAAAGCUGCCCACUUCAUUCCUCUCCCCAAGCUACCCUCCUCCAAAGAGAGGGCCCAGCUCUUGGUGCAGCACAUCUUCCGGAUCCAUGGACUCCCAGUGGACAUGGUCUCCGACCGGGGUCCUCAGUUCUUGUCCCAGUUCUGGAAGGCAUUCUGCACACUCAUUGGGUCUUCGGCCAGCCUGUCCUCCGGUUUCCACCCUCAGUCCAACGGCCAGUCGGAGCGAGCCAACAAAGACCUGGAGACGACUCUGCGCUGCCUGGUCUCCACCAACCCCACCACCUGGAGCCAGCAACUAGUGAGGGUCGAAUAUGUUUCCUGCGUUAUCAGCCCCCGCUCUUCCUGGAGCAAGAGGAAGAGGUCGGCAUAUCUUCGGCCCAGAUAUUUGUCUGCCGCUGUCGUCGUACCUGGAGGACAGCCCGGUCGGCUCUUCUCAAGACCCCCUCCAGGUAUCGAUGACAAGCGGACCGCCACCGGACCCCAGCUCCCUGGUAUCGUCUCGGGCAGAAGGUAUGGCUGUCCAUCCGAGAUCUGCAACCUCCGGGUGGAGUCCCGCAAACUAUCCCCCCCGGUUUAUCGGCCCUUUCCCCAUCUCCAAGAUCAUUAGCCCCUCUGCUGUUCAUCUUCUGUUGCCCCGUACCCUCUGUAUACAUCCCACUUUUCAUGUGCCUAGGAUCAAACCCAUUUCUCACAGCCCUUUGUCUCCUGUUUCCAGGCAUACAAGACCACUGAUAAUCUCCCUCGAUCUGGGGCUCCAUGCAAGAUCUCACCCUGUGGGGUCAAAAUGAUCACAAGAACGGUGAGCAAAAAUCCCAGAACCACACGGGGGGACCUAGUGAAUGACCUGCAGAGAGCUGGGACCAAAGUAACAAAGCCUACCAUCAGUAACACACUACGCCGCCAGGGACUCAAAUCCUGCAGUGCCAGACGUGUCCCCCUGCUUAAGCCAGUACAUGUCCAGGCCCGUCUGAAGUUUGCUAGAGUGCAUUUGGAUGAUCCAGAAGAGGAUUGGGAGAAUGUCAUAUGGUCAGAUGAAACCAAAAUAUAACUUUUUGGUAAAAACUCAACUCGUCGUGUUUGGAGGACAAAGAAUGCUGAGUUGCAUCCAAAGAACACCAUACCUACUGUGAAGCAUGGGGGUGGAAACUUCAUGCUUUGGGGCUGUUUUUCUGCAAAGGGACCAGGACGACUGAUCCGUGUAAAGGAAAGAAUGAAUUUAAGUCAAAACUGUAGCUAAGCCACUCAGGAAGAUGCAAUGUUGUCUUGGUAAGCAACUCCUGUGUAUAUUUGGUGUUGUGUUUUAGGCUAUUGUCCUGCUGAAAGGUGAAUUUGUCUCCCAGUGUCUGUUGGAAAGCAGACUGAACCAGGUUUUCCUCUAGGAUUUUGCCUGUCCUUAGCUCUAUUCCAGUUAUUUUUAUCCUAAAAAACUCCCUAGUCCUUGCCGAUGACAAGCAUACCCAUAACAUGAUGCAGCCACCAUCAUGCUUGAAAAUAUGAAGAGUGGUACUCAGUGAUUUGCGGUGUUGGAUUUGCCCCAAACAUAACACUUCGUGUUCAGGACAUAAAGUUAUUUUAUUUGCCUUUUUAUUUGCAGUAUUAAUUUAGUGCCUUAUUACAAACUGGAUCCAUGUUUUGGAAUAUUUGUAUUCUGUACAGGCUUCCUUCUUUUCACUCUGUCAAUUAUGUUAGUAUUGUGGAGUAACUACAAUGUUGUUGAUCCAUCUUCAGUUUUCUCCAAUCACUAUGCUCAAAGGGAUAUUCAAUGUCUGCUUUUAAAUGUUUUACCCAUCUACCAAUAGGUGCCCUUCUUUGCAAGGCAUUGCAAAACCUCCCUGGUCUUUGUGGUUGAAUCUGUGUUUGAAUUUCACUGCUUGACUGAGAGAGCUUACAGAUAAUUGUAUGUGUGUGGUACAUACAUAAAGUAGUCAUUCAAAAAUCAUGUUAAUCACUAUUAUUGCACACAGAGUGAGUCCAUGCAACUUAUUAGGUGACUUGUUCAGCAAAUGUGUACACCUGAACUUUUUUAGGCUUGCAAUAACAAAGGGGUUGAAAACGUAUUCACUCAAGACAUUUCAGCUUUUCAUUUUUUAUUAAUUUGUAAAAAAUUCUAAAAACAUAAUUCCACUUUGAUAUUAUGGAGUAUUGUAUAAAGACCAGUGACACACAAUCUCAAUUUAAUCAAUUUUAAAUUCAGGCUGUAACACAACAAAAUGUGGAAAAAGUUAAGGGGUGUGAAUACUUUCUGAAGGCCCUAUAUGUGUGUCAUUCAGAGGGUGAAUGGGCAAGAUAAAAUAUUUAAGUGCCUUUGAACAGGGUAUGGUAGUAGGUGCCAGGCGCACCGGUUUGUGUCAAGAACUGCAAUGCUUCUGGGUUUUUCACGCUCAACAGUUUCCCAUUUGUAUCAAGAAUGGUCCAACACCCAAAGGACAUCCAGCCAACUUGACACAACUGUGGGAAGCAUUGGAUUGAACAUAGGCCAGCAUCCCUGUGGAACACUUUCGACACCUUAUAUAGUCCAUGCCUCAAAGAAUUGAGGCUAUUCUGAGUGCAAACGGGGGUGUGGGGGUGGGGGGGUGCAUCUCAAUAUUAGGAAGGUUUUCUUAAUGUUUUGUACACUCAGCCUAUGUUUUAUUACAAGUGAGCCUAUUGUUGUGUGUGACUUUGCGUGAAUGAAUGUGAUUUUGUCUUGUUAGUUGGAGCGUAACAUUCUUGUCAUUUCAGAGGUCAGAGUGGACAUUCCUCCUCCCAGGAUGCAACCCCGGAGGUCAGACAGUCUGCUGACCUUUCAUUUUCUGCUAUGCCACACACCACAGCCAUCAGGUCUCUCAGCCAGCCACCAGAGGUCGCCACUGCAGGGCUGUCCAUAGUCAAUACUCAGACGGACCACAGACGUUCCUUUGGAGCUGACGGUGAGAGGAAAGAAUACACUUCUCAUCAUGAAUCUAAAGUAUUUAGAGUCAAUUAAUGAUAACUCAUCAUUAUCACCAGUAUAAUCAUCAGGAUGUAUUUUCUUGUUUUGGCUUUUUGUUAAAAUAGAGACAAUACUUGAACAUAGACAUGUGAAGGGAUGGAAUGGAAAACAAUCCUAUGUAAGUGAUUUUGUAUGUCUUAAAAACAAAUCAUUAGCUGAAAAUAUGGAUCAAUAUAGCACAGGUCAAAAUGUCUCAUCUCAGCCAUCAUCUCCCUACUUAUCUCACACAGAAAUCCCAUAAGCCUCUCUCCAUGUCCACUCCCAUCCCACCAGCAUUGAGGCCAGAGCAAAGUACAGCCAAAAGCAACACUGAAGAGAAGAGGUGAGCAAGUGAGGCAUUAACAGCAAAAUAUAGAGAAAACAGAAGCACAUUUAUCCUUAUAACCUUUUCCUCUCUUCCCUCUAUUUCUCCUCUUCCCCCCCACCCUUCUCUUCGAGUCCAUAGUGUGGAAACAAUUGUCCAGCAGCGCUACCCUGUCGCUCCCUCCAUUCACCCCCACCGUCUUGUCCUGAAGAACAACCAUCUCCCUUCUUCCUCCGCUUUAUCCUCCUCCUCCUCUAUACCUGGAGAUGAGAAGCAAAGCCGUCACCUGGUCCAUGCCCCGAUCCCCUACCGGCCAUUUUCUAUCAAGAGUGCCCAUCUCUCCGUCCCCUGGCCCCUGCCCGAGCACUCUGACUGGGUCACUCUAGCCACCUCUGUGGGCGAUGGCCUGGUGGUCCACCCUGACCUUAACCCCAACCUUCGAAGCAUCCCCUACCUCCAGACCUUCCACCAGCAGAGCAGCAGCAACACCCAGAGCAGGAUGCAGAGCACUGGGGAGGCCUGGCACAAGCCUGGGAAGACCCCAGCCGCACGGGUCCAGGACCAGGACAGGCGGGGGGUGCGGCCCCCAUGGAGGGAUGUGGAGGUGCAGCCAGAGAGGGUGUUUGGGGAGGGUCUGAAAGAGGCUGACUCUCCUCUGGACCUGUCUGAUCCUGGGAGGUUCAAAAGCAGUAAAUCACCACAGGACAGCAAGCCCAGCCCUACACUGCAGGACUUGUACAUAGAGGGAGAGACAUCUAACAGGGCCACGAGGACAGACUCCUCCUCACAGAUCCAGGCCCAUCCUCCCUCUUCCUCCUCCUCCUCUUCUUCUCCACCUGCUCCUCCCUCAUCCUCCUCUUCUAUACCUCCCCCCAGCCAACAGAGGCAAAGCCCCAGCGAUCACAACCUCAAGGUACUUUACUGAAGCCUUCCUCUCAAUGAGCAUGUGAAAUAGACAUACCAACACGCGUGUGAUUUAGUAAUGUGAUAUGUCUAACCCCAUCCACAGGAGGAAGGGCAAUCAGAGAUGGAGGAAGCUGACGGGAAAGCAGAUCAAAGAACAGGAAAGGACUCUGAGGACAGGAAAGACCCUGUUCUGACCAUCUCACUGUGUCCAGGUACAGGACACCAUGACAAGGCUGUAUGUGUAGAAGUACAAGUACAUAUAAUAAUAAUAAUAAUAAUAAUAAUAAUAAUAAUAAUAAUAAUAAUAAUAAUAAUAAUACAUUGUAUUUGCACCUUUCAAGAUACAUAAGGACAUUACAUUAAUAAGAGCAAAAGUACAUUACAAAAAGGAACAUGGCUCCCAAUAAAUGUCCUCUUUUGUCCUCAAUUGCUCCUCUAUUGUUGCCGCAAUCAAGGGGGACCUCGAGUAGAGCAUGGGGAGGCCUCAAGAAGAGAAAUUAUUUUGUAAAAAUGUAUUACUAGUCUUUUUUAAUUUUUUAUGCCCAGCUCACGAGGCCCCUUAAUGAUGUGAGGCCUGAGGCAAUUGCCUCUUCUGCCCAGUCUGCCACUGGGGGCAGGUGAGGAAUCUCUCGGCUGAGUUCUGGAUGUACUGAAUUUUGUUGAGGGAGCUGGUAUGGUCCAUACAGGAGAGCAUUGCAACAGUCCAGCGGUGAGGUAAAAUAGGCAUGUACAGAUGUAGGAUCUUAAUUUGAGCCAGUUUGCUAAAGCAAGGGAAUAAUCCUGCAGCAACAGGAAAUAUGAAUUAUUAUGUGGAUGAUAAUUAAUGGCCAUUUUUGUAGGGGUUUAUAUAUUUUUUAAGGGAAAAUCAAGUCUGACAUUUCGGAGUGGAAAUUACAAAAUGCAGAAGCCUUUUUAAACCUCAAAUACACUUAACGUUUUAAAGAUCCUGCAUUGCAGCAAAGUUCUCCUGCAAUAGGGUGAUCAGAUGAACAUCCUAUGCCUGUUUAAUGGUUUCAGCAACUGAGUCUGUAAGGAAGGGGCGGAGUCUGACGAUGUUCUUGAGAUGAUGGAAGGCAGAUUUUGUGAUGUUUUUAAUGUGGGCAUCAAAGGAGAGCGUAGAAUCGAGGACGACCCCCAGAUUCUUCACCUCGGAGGCAGGACGGAUAGAGCAGCUGUCGAUGUUAAGGUCGACCUCCUCCACCUUCUUCAGGAGAGAUCUGGGGGCCACCAACAUGGCCUCUGUCUUAUCACUGUUGAGCUUCAGGAAGUUUGAGCUCAUCCAUUAUUUUAUUUCUUGAAGACAGUUGAUGAGUGAUGAUGGUGGAGGUCAGAGGUGGGUUUGGAGUGAACGUAGAUUUGCAUGUCAUCAGCGUAACAGUGGGAUUGCAGACCGUAUUGACGGAUGAUUUGGCCAAGGGGUAGGAUGUAGAUGAUGAAAAGGAGAGGCCCUAGGACUGAGCCUUGGGGGACUCCCUGGCGGACAGCAUAAUGGGCGGAUUUGAAGUUUCCAGGGUCAAAAACUGCUGCCUGUCCGACAGGUAGGACCUGAACCAGGCCAGAGCUGUUCCGAUAAUUACCAGGGUCCGCUCCAUUCUUUCAAAGAGGAUGGAAUGGCAAACUGUGUCAAAGGCAGCUGAUAAGUCCAUUAGGAUGAGGAUGUUUAGAUUGCCAGAGUAAUCUACUAGUAGUAGAUCAUUUACCACUUGAACCAGAGCCGUUUCCGUGCUGUGAUUGGCCCUAAACCCCGAUUGAAGAGGCUCAAAGAGGUCAUUGGAAGCCAUGUGCUGAUUGAGUUGGGAAGGUACAUCAUGCUCAAUAACUUAUGCCAGGAAGGGAAUGUUGGAUAUUAGCUUGUAGUUGUUGAGGUUAGCUGGGUUUUGUCCUUGUUUUUUUUCACAAUGGGUGGGAUAGCAGCCAGUUUGACAUCAGGAGGAACAGUGCCAAAGCAAAGGACACAUUGACAACCGUGAGGGGAGAGAUUGCAGGAAGACAUGUCUUGACUAGGGAAGUGGGCAUAGGGUCAAGUGAGCAGGUUGAAGCUUUGGAUUUGGUGACUAGACCAGAGAUGAACUCAGCAUCAACAGGGGAGAAGGUGGAGAGGGAGGAAAGGGUUGCUGAGUCGAGCUAUGGAGGGGGCUCGCUCUGUGGACUUUGUUUGAGCUGUAUCUAUUUUAGUGUCUAUUUUGUUUUGGAAGAAGUCCAGCUACUGAUCACAGAGGUCAGCUGAAGCAUUGAGGGGGGAGUCAUUAUGUGGCUGUAGUAGCUUUUUGAUCGUGGAGAUGAAAGCUCUCAGGUUAUUAUGACCUUUACUGAUAAUGAUUGAGUAGUGGUUAGACUUGGUCUUGUGGAGCGCAUCUUUGUAGUUUGAGACAUGUUCCUUAUAUGCAUGUACUGUGAGCCCUGUUUUCUUAUCCAGCCAUUCCAGAUGGUGGCCGGCAGCCUUCAUGGUACGUAGUUCGGUGUGUACCAGGGUGAAGACUGGGAGAAAAAAAAUAUAUAUAUUUUUAUGUAUCUCUGUAAUUACAGUGGUGCUCCUUGAGGCUCUGAAUUCUGGAUUGCAGAAGAAACUUUACUCCAAUGGCAAGGCAAGUGUCUACAAUCCCUAUAUGUUCACAGUCUGUAAACUGAAACUGAUCUGAGGUUAUUUACAGUUAGUGUCUUGUCAUUGUUUGAUAUUUACAGUCAGCCCAAAGUACUGCUACAGGGAGCAACUCAGACGACCAGGAAGUGGAGAGCAGUCUGUCUGGGUCAGAGAGCAGCCAGAGCUCCAAAAGGAAGAGGACUGGGCUGGACACAGACACAGAGGGUAAGGACGGAUGGAUAGAGAGAGGGAGGGGAAGUGAAAGAGAGAGAGAGAGAGAGAGAGAGAGAGAGAGAGAGAGAGAGAGAGAGAGAGAGAGAGAGAGAGAGAGAGAGAGAGAGAGAGAGAGAGAGAGAGAGUGAAAGAGAAAGAGAAAUAGAAAGCUCACAUAUGAAGUCAAAUGUGUGUCUUGUAUCAAGCUGUGGGUUUCUUUUCUCUUGUUCUCCUCUAGUUUCUCAUCGGAAGGAGAGGAGGAUCAACCUUCUUCGUACAGUAACUGGGAAAGAGCCCAAGUGA